AUGAGCGUCCUCCGCAAAGCAUGCCGCCAAUGCACAGUCUCAAAACGCAAAUGCAUCGUUCAAGUCCCCAAGUGCAGCCGUUGCGCCCAAAAGGGUUUGUCAUGCACCUACGAUCUCGAACCCAUAAAUGCGCCUACUGGAAAAGCCGAACUGACCCCGCAACUCUCGUUUAAUCCAUCAAACUGCGAUACCCCCGGGUACUGCGUCUUCAAGACCUUGAAAAUAAGGCCGGAGGAUAUCGAUCCCGCGAUUUGCAGACCUGGCCAUGAAGACGCCUUUGAGUUAGUUCGAUUAGGGUUUCAGACCGUUCCAGAAAUGCUCAAAGCGGAUAAACCGGCGGUAUUUGUGCAUCCGAAACUCAAAACGCGCCUUCAUAGCUACGAUCACGUCGCUGUGUUGAGAGAGAUGGGGAGUGCCGCCGUUACCGAGCAGAACUUGACUAAUCUGCUUCAUCUAAACAUCAAGAGGGUCUCUAUGGAAGAAGCGCUCACAGCCGUGCAGGCGCUUUUAAUUUACCUUGCGACUAUCCUAUUUGCGCCAGAUGAAGGCGACAAUCCCGACUCAGUGCAAUACCUAAAUACCUUGUUCGCGUGGACACAAGCUCUUUUCCCGUCUGCACAAAACGAGAUGCCGCGCGAUCAAUCGCCAUGGCAGGAAUGGCUAUUUGCAGAGAGCGUCCGACGGACUAUUGUCAUGUCAUAUGCCCUCACAAUGGCCAUGUCGAGUUUCAAAUAUGGCUAUUGCUCGAAUUGGUUGUUCUUGGAAUCGUUGCCGUUUGAUAGUCGUGCAGGGCUGUGGGUGGCAGGAUCGCCGCAGGCUUGGAUUGCGGCUGCUCACGUGCGAACGGGAGAAGAAGUGGGUGAGCAGCUUAAAUCCUAUCAUGAGUAUUCAGAGAGUCGGAUGGGGAUGAAGGAUGAUUUUUAUGGAGAUAUAUUUUUGAAGUUGCUUGUGAAUAGCCAUAAUGGGGUGAACUAG
Messenger RNA from Talaromyces amestolkiae, 975 nucleotides. RefSeq lists its product as uncharacterized. Bases 1 to 975 code for a protein of 324 amino acids. Lineage: Eukaryota; Fungi; Ascomycota; Eurotiomycetes; Eurotiales; Trichocomaceae. The transcript has a single exon. Gene Ontology annotation, molecular function: zinc ion binding; DNA-binding transcription factor activity, RNA polymerase II-specific. The record is from RefSeq and is a predicted model, not a curated record. Gene Ontology annotation, biological process: regulation of DNA-templated transcription.